CCGUAAUUCCGCCCUCAGUUAAGAUGGCGGCGGCGGUAGCAGGCAAGGGCUCGGUCAGGCGCCUUCUCCGGGUGCCCCCUGGCUGGUAUUGCAGCUCCUGCCAGGGGACUCGUUCUGUUGCUUCGCCGUCCUCCGCGCGAGUGCGCCAGGCUUUCCUCCAGUUCUUCAAGGAGCGGCACGGGCACCAAGUGGUGCCGUCGGCUCCGGUGCGGCCGCGAGGGGAUCCCGGGCUGUUGUUCGUGAACGCGGGCAUGAACCAGUUCAAGCCCAUUUUCCUGGGCUCAGCAGAUCCCCGGAGUGAGCUAGCAAGUUACCGGCGGGUGGUGAACAGCCAGAAAUGUGUGCGUGCAGGUGGGAAGCACAACGAUUUGGAGGACGUGGGCCGAGAUGUUUAUCAUCACACGUUCUUUGAAAUGCUGGGGAACUGGUCCUUCGGUGAUUAUUUCAAAGAGGAAGCUUGUAGCAUGGCAUGGGAGCUCCUAACACAGGUCUAUGAAAUCCCCAAGGACCGCCUAUAUGUCACCUAUUUCGAAGGAGAUGCCUCACUUAGUCUAAGUGCAGAUGAAGAGAGCAGGGAAAUAUGGCUCAGCCUGGGUGUGCCUCCCAGCCGUGUGCUUCCUUUUCAGUUGAAAGAUAACUUCUGGGAGAUGGGCAAUACUGGUCCCUGUGGACCCUGCACAGAAAUCCAUUAUGACCAUGUGGGCAGGGGUAGGAAUGCGGCAGCACUGGUGAACCAGGGCAACCCUGAAGUGGUGGAGAUCUGGAAUCUGGUUUUCAUGCAGUAUAGCAGAGAGGCUGAUGGGAGUCUACAGCAGCUGCCUGAGCAUCAUGUGGACACAGGAAUGGGUCUGGAAAGGCUGAUGACCAUUCUCCAGAACAAGCGCUCCAAUUACGACACCGACCUCUUCACUCCUAUCCUGGAUGCCAUCCACAAGGGCUGUGGUGGGCCCAGCUAUCGAGGCUUGGUUGGAGAAGCUGACCCUGGGAGCGUGGACAUGGCCUACAGAGUGGUGGCAGAUCACGUGCGCACCUUGUCUGUCUGCAUUGCCGAUGGUGUUUACCCAGGCAUGUCUGGUGCCGAGCUUGUCCUUCGCCAGAUCUUGCGCAGGGCUGUGCGGUUUUGCUCUGAAGUUCUCCAUGCGCCGCCUGGGUUCCUGGCCAGCUUGGUUCCUGUUGUGGUGGAAAUUCUGGGAGAUGCCUAUCCGGAGCUAAGGAAGGAUACAGACACGAUUAUGAAUAUCAUCAGUGAGCAUGAGGAUGCCUUUCUCUCUUCCCUUCUGCGGGGGCGCCGCAUUAUAAACAGAACCCUCCAACAGAUGGAUCAUUCUAAAGUCUUCCCAGUGGAGGUUGCUUGGUCUCUCCAUAGCAAUUUGGGUUUCCCGCUGGAUCUCGUUGGUUUGAUGCUGAAGGAGAAGGGAGUCCAGCUGGAUGUUGCUGCUUUGGACCAUCUGGCUCAGGAAGACGCUGAGCGCAAAUCUCAGCCGCAACAGGAGCAGAGAGCUGGGAUGCACCUGGACCUGCAUUCAUUGGCCAAGUUGAGGCAGGAUGGGGUGCCUGCUACUGACGACUCUCCAAAGUUUGCCUAUGAACUUGGGCAGGAUGGCAGAUAUGUUUUCCGUCCAUGUCAAGCCACUGUCCUGAUGCUGUACAGAGAUGGGUCUUUCCAAAAGGAAGUUGGCAGAGGGCAACAGUGUGGGGUCCUUCUAGACAGAACCUGCUUCUAUGCUGAGCAGGGCGGCCAGGCACCUGACCAAGGCUACAUGCUGCAUGCAGCGCAGCAGGACAUGCUUUUCCCUGUGGUAUCUGUACAAGUAUCCGGUGGCUAUGUGGUACAUGAAGUGAUUGUCUCUGAAACCCUGAAGGUCGGGGACCAAGUGCAGCUCUUUGUGGAUGAGGCCCAGAGGCUGGCCUGCAUGACAAACCACACAGCCACCCACCUGCUAAAUUUUGCGCUUCGCCAGGUCUUGGGAGAUGGUACGGAGCAGCAGGGGUCCCAUGUGACUGCUGAGUAUCUGCGAUUCUCCAUCAGCACCAAGGCUCCCAUAACGAUACAGCAGCUGCUAGACGUAGAAAGUGUGAUCCAGGAGGUGAUCAGAAGGAAUGAGGUGGUCUAUACCGGAGAAGCCCCCAUCAAGCUGGCGAGUGCUGUGCAAGGACUCCGGAAACUAAAUGAAGUGUACCCAGAUCUGGUGCGAGUAGUAUCCAUAGGGGUUCCAGUGGAAAGAGUGCUGGCUGCAAAGUCUAAAGAUGCCACGUCCACCUCCGUGGAGCUCUGCUGCGGAACGCACCUUCUGCAGACAGGAGACGUACAAGACUUCACUAUCAUUUCUGAGCGGCAGCUGGUUAAAGGAAUCAGCCAUAUUGUUGCAGUGACCAGAGAGCAAGCCAAGCAAGCUCGGGAAGCUGGCCAGACUUUGGCUAAGGAAGUGGACUCCCUCACGCUGCGAGUGAAACUGGGAGGAACCGCGAUCGAUGAGGCCCAGAGACUUUCCAAAGAAGUUGGCCAGCUGACUAUUAUCGUGGACAGUACCACAAUACCUCAGUGGCAGAAAAGAGAGCUGCAGGCCACUCUUAAAACUCUGCAGCGAACAGCCAACACAGCAGUUAGAAAACUGGAAAUCAGACUGGCUGCAGAGAAAGCAGAUGACCUGCUAGCAAAGUAUUCCAACCAGCCAGUCAUCAUAGAUACCAUCCCUGUUGAGUCGCCCUCAGUCCUGAUGAAAGUGGUCAACCAGUUAUGUGACAAGGUACCAGGGUCCUCAGUGAUGUUGCUAAGUCCACAAGCUUCUGGACAGGUGUUCUGCGCCUGCCAGGUAUCCAAGAGUUCCUUGCCGGUGUUUUCUGCUGCUGACUGGGCCCUGGCUGUCUGCACUCAAAUGGGAGGCAAGGCAGGUGGUUCUGGAGUUGUAGCCAGGGGCAGCGGGACAACCAGUGACUUGCAAGGAGUUCUGACAGCAGCUCUGGAAUAUGCAAAGAGCAAACUCUGAUUCCUGCUUGCAAGGUCAACGUGUCUGUGCAAGAACACCGAGAUGGGACAGUUGCUUGGCUGCGAUUGCAAACAAGAUCGGUCUACAGUGGCUAAGCAGCACCUGUUGUAGUCAGAACAGUAGAUCUGUCUUGGACUGCAGCUUCUUUUGCAAUAUUGAGGUGGCAGAAGAGUCUGGACUUGCCCAUCUGGACCUUCAUGAAACAUGAUUAUCGCAUUUGCAGAUAAUGGUAUGAGAGGAGCAAGGCUGUCCCAUAAAUGCAGAGGAAGGUAGCAGACAGUGACAUAAUGAAUCUGACCAUCAAUGGGGCUGAGGGCACCCUGGUGAGAGGAAAGUAACUACAGUAUUGCCAUUAUGAUAAUGAAUAGCAGAGAGGCACACUUGUGAUUCACUUUGGGACGAGGAAAGAUGGGAACUCUUUUUCCCAGGAGACCAAGGCCAAACGUUCAAUGUAGCUGAUUCCAACAUAGUGUAAGGCUACCAUAUUGUGCAUAUAUAUGUUUGUUCAGCAGUCUAGCAACAGAGGUUUCAGCCCUGUGCUGUUUUAUUUACGCAGAUCUUUCGAUCAGGAAAUUCUGUCAAUAUACGAAGGAAAUCUACUUUACAAAAAUCAUUGUUUCUAUAUUGCCUAGAUAACUUUCACCAUCAAAAGUCAUAUUUGAGACUCUGAAUCUUAUUAUAAUUUCCCCAAAAUGCAUAGUAACCUUUUGACCUAAUAGGAAAAAAAGUUUUGUGACCAACAAACUGUUAAUUGCAUAAUUAAAAUGGAGCCUAUUGCUGCUACUUAA
This is a messenger RNA of Podarcis raffonei (Aeolian wall lizard), 3775 nucleotides long. RefSeq names its product alanyl-tRNA synthetase 2, mitochondrial (gene AARS2). The record is from RefSeq and is a predicted model, not a curated record. The coding region runs from base 24 to 2987 and encodes 987 amino acids. NCBI's taxonomy places the organism in Eukaryota, Metazoa, Chordata, Lepidosauria, Squamata, Lacertidae. The transcript is spliced from 22 exons. Gene Ontology annotation, biological process: tRNA modification; alanyl-tRNA aminoacylation. Gene Ontology annotation, cellular component: mitochondrion; cytoplasm. Gene Ontology annotation, molecular function: aminoacyl-tRNA deacylase activity; alanine-tRNA ligase activity; nucleic acid binding.